AUGCCAAUCUGCACCACAUGUUCAAGGCCGGUGGACUCGCUCUUCGUGCGGUACGGCAAGGAUCAUGUCGUCCUGGCAAGAUGCACCAGCGCCGGGCCGGCUUCCACUGGUCCUCGCCGCGCCAAAAAGCAGCAAGAGAUGCAGGCGGAUGGCGAUCGGCCGAAGGAGGACGAGGAGGACGGGAUCGAUGACGAGGAACGAGGCUGCGGCGCGUUUGCAGAUCCGUACCUCGAGCAUGGUCUCGCCAUCGUCCUGCUUGACCUGAUGCUGGUGAAGCCGAGGGCAUACCGACACCUCCUCUUCAACCGCCCAACGCUCACGCUCCCCACCGAUACCCAGAUCCUCACAUCGCAGCAUCCCCUCACUCCUCCGUCCCAACCGCCGCGGGAUCGGUACACGACGCUGCUCAAACGUCUCGUCGCGCUCCUCCUGAUCGAUGCCUACAUCCGCUGGUUCUACCUCUGCGUCCACCAUCCCUCGCACGUCGCAGCCGAUGGUCGGAUCGCCUCGGUCGACUCGGAGACCGAGGGUCGGCUGUGCACCGCCCCGCUUCGCAUGCCUUGGGGUUUGGGGGAUGGCGAUGGGGGAGGGGCGGGGGCAGGGGCCGGGAUCUUUGACAGCUACGUCUCAGUCCUGCUCGUCACGGCCGUGGAGAUGGUCACGUUCCAUCUCGUCGUCGGAUCCCUGUACUGGGCAGCCAUCGAGGGGGAGCGGUGGUCGAGCCGGCGUCAGACCGACAGCAGCAUGGCGGCGACGAGGUCUAAAGCUCCUCCCGCGGCGUCGCCGACUUCGACACGGGCACAAACGAGCGCCGUUGCCGGUCAGACCGACAUCGAUGCCGAUGCCACGGACACGGAUCGCCUCUCGCCGUCCAGCCAUCCGACGGCACCAUCGAUGCAGCCGCAACAGCAGCAGCACCAACACCAGCACCGCAGUGACCGCACCGUGCUCGAUCUGUACACGCCCGAUCUGGCGCCUACAUCGAUGCUCCUCUCGCAACUCUCGACGCUGCUCCUCCUCAGCCUCGUACUGCUGUGGGACUCGAAGUUCCCACGCCCCCCGUCGACUUCUUCACCCGGCGACCUCGCUGCUGCUGCAACAGCAACAACGGCGGCAUCGACUUGGCUCAACGCCUUCUCCGAGAGCCUCUUUGACAGACUACCCGCCUGGUCCGUCGAGGGCACCAUCAGAGCCGUCGUUGGCGGUCUCAGCGCCGGCGUCGCACUGGGCGUCAUCGUGCCCCACCGACCUGCCGUAUCGACCCUCGUGCUCCUUACGGCCUGGUCGGCCCAGGCUGCUGUGGCCAGGUGGGCCAUUCAGUGGAUCGCCAGGUAA
This is a messenger RNA of Pseudozyma flocculosa PF-1, 1335 nucleotides long. RefSeq lists its product as uncharacterized. Gene Ontology annotation, cellular component: cortical endoplasmic reticulum; Golgi apparatus. The coding region runs from base 1 to 1335 and encodes 444 amino acids. The transcript is spliced from 2 exons. Lineage: Eukaryota; Fungi; Basidiomycota; Ustilaginomycetes; Ustilaginales; Ustilaginaceae. The record is from RefSeq and is a predicted model, not a curated record. Gene Ontology annotation, biological process: sterol metabolic process; intracellular sterol transport; regulation of plasma membrane sterol distribution.